Pteronotus mesoamericanus is the source of this 3295-nucleotide messenger RNA. It is a transcript of the gene LACC1, whose product is annotated as laccase domain containing 1. The coding region runs from base 428 to 1660 and encodes 410 amino acids. Lineage: Eukaryota; Metazoa; Chordata; Mammalia; Chiroptera; Mormoopidae. Gene Ontology annotation, molecular function: copper ion binding. The transcript is spliced from 6 exons. The record is from RefSeq and is a predicted model, not a curated record.
AGGACUCCCCGGCGCUGGGGUCGGCGCGCCUCGUCCAUCUGGUGCCCGCCCGACACCCCUCAGCCAUCUCAGAUCCUCAGCCCCUUAAACCCUCAGCCCCGCCGCCUCUGCACCGUGGCUCCGGCCGUCCGCAGACUGCGGGGCCCUCGCCAGGCCGAUGCCAGGCGGGGAUCCGUCGUCCGAGCUGAGGUGGGCGAGGUGGGCGGGCGUUCCUGCGGCCCACCGAAGCGCGGGGAUCGGGCUUUGGAUUCCACGUGACAGGCUGGGACUUUCCUGUUUCGGCGGGGCUCCGGGAUGGGGUGGGGGUGGGGCAAGUCCUAACAGCUGGCCGCCGACGGAGUCCGCAGGCGAAGGUGGGCAGCUCAGAGGUGAUUGGGGAGGGGGACACAAGAGCCUUCUUUGAAGAGCUUUGUACCCUUAUUGAAGGAUGGCAGAAGCAGUGUUGAUUGACCUCUGUGGUUUGAAAUUGAACUCUCAGAAAAACGAACAUCAGACAUUACUGAAGACAUUGAAUGCCCUUCGGUACCACCAUGCUGCCAAGGCCAAGUUCUUUUGCAUAAUGUGUUGCAGUAACAUCAGCUGUGACAGGAAUAGUGACCAUGAUAAUUAUGAAUUAGAAACAAGCAAUAGAUUAUCAGCUCUCUUGAGAGAAUUUGAGACUGUUAGCAAUCCCAGUAUGGCUGCGUCUUUGUAUACCAUUAAACAAAAAAUUGAUGAAAAAAAUCUGAGCAGCAUUAAGGUAAUUGUGCCCAUGCACCGGAAGACAUUAGUGAAGGCUUUCAUUGAUCAACUCUUCACUGAUGUUUACAAUUUUGAGUUUGAAGAUUUAGAGAUAACUUUGAUGGGAGGUCUUUUGAAACAGACCACUGAGGUGAACAUUACCACAGCUCAAGAACUAGAAGCAAUACAAAAUGAAAUAGAAACAUAUUUGAGAAGUCUACCAGCACUGAAAGGAGAAUUAACCAUUAUCACAUCUCCUUUGAUAUCAGAUAUUUUCAUACAUGGAUUUACUACAAGAACAGGUGGGAUAUCUUACAUACCAACUCUCAGCUCUUUAAAUCUCUUCAGUAGUUCCAGACGGAGAGAUCCUAAGGUAGUUGUUCAAGAAAAUCUGCGUAGGUUGGGGUGUGCUGCAGGAUUUAAUGUGAAGAAAUUUUACCGAAUAAAGACUGAUCAUGCCAAUGACGUCUGGGUUAUGGGAAGGAAGGAGCCUGAAUCUUAUGAUGGAAUCACCACAAAUCAGAGAGGAGUCACAAUAGCAGCUCUUGGUGCUGAUUGUAUACCAAUAGUUUUUGCAGAUCCUGUCAAAAAAGCAUGUGGGGUUGCUCACUCUGGUUGGAGAGGUACUUUGUUAGGUGUUGCUAUGGCUACUGUGAAUGCUAUGAUAACAGAAUAUGGCUGUAGUUUGGAAGAUAUUAUUGUCAUACUAGGACCUUCAGUAGGACCUUGCUGUUUUACUCUUCCAAAGGAAUCAGCGAAGGCAUUUCAUAACCUUGAUCCUGAAUGUGUGCGGCUAUUUGACUCAUCAAAUCCCUAUGUUGACAUUCGUAAAGCCACCAGGUACUUGACUGGAUUUUUGCAUAACUGUCUCCUACCUCCAUCCAAACUGACUGCAAGAGAGAAAUUUAGUUCUUUGAUUUACUUAAUUCUGAAAGGAUAACAUGGAUAAUUCAUGUUUAGGGUAAAUUUUCACCAUUAUCUAACAAUAACUGACCAAACAAAAAUCAGUGUGAUGUUGGGAACCAUCCUGCCUGGUUUCAGGAAUUGUAGCCUUGCUGAUAGGUGAGGGGGCCCCAAGACUGGAGCUAAUCAAGGAGGCCUUGGAAAGAUGGGCCACUCAGGAGACAAAACCUGUCCCCCUGGCAGGGGUGCAGCACCUGCCUCCCUGACAUCACCCUGCAAUGACAGGUAAGACCCCUUGAUGGCAAGGACAACUGAAGAGAGGCACAGUCGAAUGAGAUAUCAGGAAAGAACUUGGGGGACACAGAGAAAGGGCAAAAGACCCUCACCCCUCAGCUUUGAUAUGGCCGGGGUGCUCAUUCUAUCUGAAAGAAGUCUCCUUAUCUCUUGGGGGCUCUGAUCCCCCGCCUGGCUCAUGUUUGAAACAAUACUGGAGACAGCCCUAGACUAGAUCGGGCAGUUCCUGGGGGAAAUCAGGCCUAGAAGUAAAUUAUACUCUUUGAAGCAUGCCUUGUUUUUCCCUCAAAAGCUAUGAUAACCAGCUUAUGCUGGGAAGGAAAUUUACAUUAUUCACAGAACCAGACCCUAAACCCUUUGAUGCUCUUAUGUUUAUGCUCGCAUGUUUAACCCGUCUCCUUUCAGACCUGUGUAAAUCGGUGUGUUUCUGCCAUUUGUUUUCUUCAAAACAUCAUCUAUUCUCUGUAACCAUUAACAUACUGAUGUAAUGAGAUCACCUAUACAUUCCUACUACCUAGCCCCAUUGAUAACCCUUUCAAUAAAAACCUUUGGACCCAGGGGCUCGGGGCCUUCUCCACUCGAGAGAAGUGCCACCCCUUUCCCUGGCAGGCAGAGAGAAAAGUGUCUGGGAUGACUUAUUUUAUUUCCCCAUCCGUGAUAACCUGGAGGGUACUCUUGUGGGACAGAGUCCAACCUGUUCCUCAGUGUGAUGUGUCUUAUACAUUUUAUAUAGAUGAGGAUUAUUCUUAAAGUUUGUUCUGUUUGUUACAUAAAUCAAGAGUAGGUCUGUUCAGUUCAGUAUUUAUUGGGUACUCUCUAUUUAUAAGUCAUUUUGUGAAACUUGGGUGAAAUCAAAAUGAGUAAGACUUUUUCCCUUUGAGUGUAAUACAGAGGAGGAGAGAAACACUUCUAACACUUAAAUUUAAUUUUAAUAGCAAUAGAAGAGUACAGAAGAAGGAAGGAUUAAUACUAUCUAGAUGGCAGGAUGUAUAGAGAAAAUAUUACAAAGAAAAUGACAGAUCACAUGGGCCUGAAAAAUGUAUAAGGUUUUGAGAAAUGAGAAGCAACCAUAACAGACUGAGGUAACACUAUGAACUAGAACAUGAAACUUUAUAACAUUCUAGAGAGAGGAGAGUGUGGACAGGAGUUACUGGAAAAACAAGUUAGAAAUAUUAUUUAGGGUCUCACAUGCUGUGUCAAAGAGUUUGGAGUUUAUUUUCCAGGCAAAUAGGCAUAAAAUAUAAGGGAAUAUUUUUAUGUUCUUGACAUCACAUUGAGGAAGGUUGAUAACUUUCCAAUUUUUUACUGUGCUUUAUUUUGUUUGUAGUCUACAGAUUUACAGAGUAUUUAUCAUAUUUCACUUUAUGUAUGAAAAUAU